Molecule: messenger RNA, 4417 nt
Organism: Nasonia vitripennis (jewel wasp)
Lineage: Eukaryota; Metazoa; Arthropoda; Insecta; Hymenoptera; Pteromalidae
Product: jmjC domain-containing histone demethylation protein 1
Exons: 6
Coding region: 458-3508 (1016 amino acids)
Biological process (GO): protein demethylation; regulation of transcription by RNA polymerase II
Molecular function (GO): transcription coregulator activity; histone demethylase activity; DNA binding
Source: RefSeq, a predicted model, not a curated record
AAAUAAUGGCCUCUAUCGUCGUCGGGGUCCGCGAAAACUCCGUUUCGAAAUGUCAAUCCACCGCGGCGCACCGCACUGCUGCUGCUGCUGCUGCUGCUGCUUCUUUCGCCAAGUAGUGCAGCCACACACAUCUAUACACGGCUGAUGCAAAUAAGCGAUCACAUCAAGUGUGUCUUGCGGGAGGGUUGCCUGCUGCGUGUAUAUACAUGCACAUUAUAUCUAUAUAGAGCACACAGUGCGUUUAAUACAGUCUGCCGCAGCAGUGCAUGUGCCGAGUGUUGGCUGGAGGAGCGGAGUAGUAGGGAACAGGUAGAAAGAGAGAGACGAUCAAGUGAGAGAGAAGAGAGGCUGCUGUGCGCGAAGGAGAGUCAAGUAGCGACAGGAAGGAAGCUGCUGGCCACGGCGCAGAGGUAGAUCGAUGAGUAUCCGGUAAUACGCCCGCGACGGCGUGUCCGCAAUGGCCGACGAGGCAGCAGCAGCAGCAGCACCAGCCCCGCCGCCGAGGCGACAACUGAGAGAAAGGACUAGAAAAUUGUAUUCAGAUGAUUGGGCUUUUGGAGAUGAGGACUUUGAAGGCAGACGUGGCUUUCAAGUGGAAGAAAAGAUUGAAAGUGAUCGAUAUGAUCUUGGCAACUUUAAUGGAUUGUUCCGUGAAAUGACUGGACCAGAACUGACUGUAGCAUAUUUACAAAAACAUGGACUUGGUAUACCUCUAUUGGUCAGAGAAAAAACUGGUCUUGGCUUGCGAGUACCAAGUACAAAUUUUACUGUCAAUGAUGUCAGGACAUGCGUUGGCUCCAAAAGAAUUGUGGAUGUCAUGGAUGUUAAUACUCAGAAGAAUGAAGAUAUGACAAUGAAAGAAUGGCAAAAGUAUUAUGAAGAUGAUAACAAAGAUCGUUUGUUGAAUGUGAUCUCACUGGAAUUUAGUCACACCAAAUUAGAAAAUUAUGUGCAGUCUCCUACGAUUGUGAGACAAAUAGAUUGGGUUGAUGUGGUAUGGCCAAAACAUUUGAAGGAAGCUCAAGUUGAAUCAACAAAUUUACUGGAAGACAUGAUGUACCCAAAGGUACAGAAGUACUGUCUUAUGUCAGUUAAAGGCUGUUACACAGACUUUCAUGUAGAUUUUGGAGGCACAAGUGUUUGGUAUCAUAUUCUCAAAGGGGGGAAAAUCUUCUGGCUCAUCCCACCAACAGAGAAGAAUUUAGCUUUGUAUCAGGAAUGGGUUUUGAGUGGAAAGCAAUCAGACAUUUUCUUUGGAGAUAUGGUUGAUAGAUGUGGUAGAAUAACAUUGCACGCUGGGAUGACUUUAUUUAUCCCAACAGGAUGGAUACAUGCAGUGUAUACACCUCAAGACUCACUUGUCUUCGGAGGCAAUUUUUUGCACAGUUUUGGAAUCGACAAACAACUUCGAGUAGCUCAAGUAGAAGAAGCAACCAAAGUACCUCAUAAAUUUCGAUAUCCCUUUUUCACAGAAAUGCUUUGGUACGUGCUCGAAAGAUACGUUCACGUUUUAUUGGGACGAAGUCACCUAGACAUAUCAGGAACUUCGAGUCAACAUAUGGUCCCAGAAAAUCUUAAGCACGUGCACCUGACUCCGCUUGAACUUCACGGCCUAAAAUCCAUCGUUAUGUACCUCCAUUCUCUACCAUCAACCAAGAAAAACGUUCCAGAACUGAUUCGAGAUCCCGUCGCCUUGAUCCACGACGUUCGUUGUCUUGUCGAACAGCACAGGCACGACAGCCCCGAAUCAGCAGUAACUGGACAUCCUGUUCUACCUCCGCCCCCGGCGCUGACGAUUACCGAGAGAGAAAAACUUGGCAUAACCAGAAAGAAGCUCAUCAGGCCACCGCUACAGGAGCGAUCCGACUCUAAGUCUUGUCCACGUAGACGACGGACUCGCUGCAAAAAGUGCGAAGCUUGCACGAGAGCAGAUUGUGGCGAGUGCGCAUACUGUCAGGACAUGGUGAAAUUCGGAGGUACUGGUCGAGCGAAGCAGACCUGCCUUAUGCGACAGUGUCUGAGACCGAUGCUGCCCGUAACGGCCUCGUGCAAGUUCUGUAGUUUGGACGGCUGGGGCCAACCGCCCGCUCCGUUGAUGGGUAAACAGCAUCCGGUGACACCUUCGAGUCUGAUGGAGUGUUCCAUAUGUUACGAUAUAGUACAUCCGCAAUGCACCAAUCGCAAUAUGCAGAAUAUUGUCGUGAGUGAUGAUUUGCCGAACAGUUGGGAGUGCCCUGAAUGCUGCGAAAGUGGCAGGAAUUUGGAAUCGAAGCCGAGGCAGCUGAAAGCCGGCAAGAGAAAAUUGUCGGUAACUAGCGCGUCUGUAUCAAUUCAGCCACCGGAUUCUGAAAAGGCCAUGACGCCCAGUAAAAAGAUGCAAGUUGAUUUGAGCGAGAGUUGGAAUGAUCAAGAAGUUGCAGAGGGACACCAAAGAACGUAUCCUCAAAACCAGCAAACGUCUCCAAUAGUUAAUAGGACUCCUGUUAGCUUAAUAAAGAAGCAGUUCCCGGUCGCGAGAAACAUUCAGGCUGUUCCGGUACACAGAUCUAACGAUUUCCACGAGCAAUCAUACGUAUAUAAUAAGGUAGCAAUUCUUUCGGUAUUCAAGUAUUUAUCGCGAAAGGAUCUUGUGAAUUGCGCACUGGUGUGCAGGACUUGGGCUCAAUUCGGUAUUGAUCCCAGCUUGUGGAAAAAAAUAGACGUGUCGCAUAGUGUUUUGUCGGCUGGGCAUUUGUCUGGCAUCGCACAACGGCAACCAGAAACACUCCUGUUAGACUGGACAAACAUAGCCAAGAGGCAAUUAGCCUGGCUAUUGAUUAGAUUAACGAAACUGCAGAAUCUUUCGCUUAAGGGCUGCAAUUGGGCUGGAGUUUACGCUUUGAACACAUCUGCUUGUCCGCUUUUAACGACGCUCGAUUUGAGUUUCGUCGCAGGCUUAAAUGAUAGCAGUCUUCGGGAGAUCUUAAGUCCACCUACCGACUCGGGAGCCGGCCUAAUAGAGAAGUCGUCGAGACUAAGAUAUCUACGAACACUGUCACUCUGUGGCUGCGAUAUAUCAGAUGUUGCGCUGCGCUACAUAGCCCAACAUCUGUCCUACGUCCGAACGCUCAACCUGUCCUCGUGUGCCAGGAUAACCGAUGCAGGAGUGGCACAAUUAACGUCACCACCCGCUGCUACCGUCACAACCCUCGUCUCGCUUAAUCUGUCUGGCUGUAGGCAUAUCACGGAGAUCAGCUUGAAUUAUUUGCUCAAGUGCCAGGCGUUAAAACACUUGGACCUCAGGAACACGCUACCGAUAUCGGCUCAAAGAGUGGCAAGCUUCAAGACGAUGAGUUCGGUAAGUUCACUCCUUGCGGAUACCAGUCCGAUGGGCGAAGCAAAUCAUUCACACAUUAUGGAGGUCAGACCUCCGCAGUCGUCGAUGGAAAUGCGAACGAAUUUCGAAGACAACAUCGCCAAACGUUCAGUCAUUUCAAAUAGCUAUCAGCUGUUUGACAGGCAGAGGUGAAUCAAUAAGUGAAGAGAAUGAUAAUAAUGGAUUGAACUGUGCAAAUACAUGCGAAAUUUAUAGAAAUUUUUCUUUGCGAUGCGCAACGCAAUUGUGUUUAAAGAGAUGGGUUUACGCUGGAUGCGAGAAAUCGUUAAAAAAAACAGUCUUAUGAAACUCAUGAAGAACACAGUGAAGUCUUCUAAUGCAAUAUGUUUGUUUUUGUACGUGAAAGUAAAAGGCGCGUUCUGUUGUUGUGAUUGGCAACUUAGAUUUUAAAAUGUGUUUUAAAGCUGAGUUACGUAUACUAAUAGUUCCUAAUAUAAUAUAAAAGAUGUUUCAUGAGAGCGAAAUUUAUGAUUUUUCGCUAUCCUAGGUAAGCUAUAAUCGAGAUUCUCUGCAGAUAUAAUGUAGUGUUUGAUAUGCCUAGACGAAAGUGUAUUUAGCGUUAUAUUUUUAACCUUUUAUCAACAAAAAAAAUUGGCGUGAAGAUUAUUUCUGAUAAUUUGAUUAAAAACAAAAAACUAAUUUGAAUAUUUUUUUACGAAAUCACACAUGCGAUGAAACUUAUUUAUUUGAGAUGAAAGAUUAAGUAUUGUAUAAAAAAAAACUGUAGUGUACACGAUUAUCGAAUAAAGAGUGAAAAAUCAACGUGUAACAAUAUAAAGAAAAGAUGUGAUUGGCAGUGGCGUGCAAUUUUUUUAUACAGAAGGAACAUUUUUCUUCACGUCUAUGUACGUAACUGCUUGUAAUGUAUGCAAAAUAAGGUCCUCCAAGAUUUUAUUAGUACACAAGAAAAGAUUAAUGUAAGUAAAAAUAAUUUGCACAUAUACAUACAUGGAAAUGACUGUAGUCUUGCAACUUACCUCAACAUCAUAAACGUUUAUAGCAAAAACUCUUGUAAAGAAUAAAACCACUUUGAUCUUGGAA